AUGCGUGCAAGUUCGACUGCUAUUCAACCAAAAGCAACACGGUCAACGAAUGGUAUCACUGUUGCUGGAGGAAAUGAAUAUGAAAGUGGAAUCAAUCAACUUUAUCACCCAUGGGGUUUAUACGUCGACGAGGAUCUAACAAUUUAUGUCGCUGAUCAGGAUAAUCAUCGUAUCCUCGAAUGGAAAUCUGGUGCAACGAAUGGCACAGUCGUUGCUGGUGGAAAUGGAGCAGGGAAUGAAACUAAUCAAUUAAAUCAGCCAGUAGAUGUGAUUAUCGACAAAGAAACCGAUAGUCUCAUCAUCUCCGAUUACAAGAACAAAAGAGUAGUUCGUUGGCCUCGUCGAAAUGGUACUCGUGGUGAAACUAUUAUUUCAAAUAUCUCUUGCUUCGGUUUAACAAUGGACGACAAUGGCUAUCUCUAUGUCGUUGUCAAUGAAAAACAUGAAGUAAGACGAUAUAAAAAGGGUGAUCCUCAAGGAACACUGGUUGCAGGUGGUAAUGGACAAGGAAAUGGUCUCAAUCAACUCUGUAGUCCCCACUACAUCUUCAUCGAUCGAGAACAUUCAGUUUAUGUGUCUGAAUAUGGAAAUCAUCGUGUCACAAAAUGGGAACAAGGUGCAAAACAAGGCGUUGUUGUAGCUGGUGUUCAAGGACAAGGAAAUAGUCUUACACAAUUGAAUUUCCCUGAGGGAAUUGUUGUCGAUCAAUUGGGUACUGUCUAUGUGGUUGAUUCUUGGAAUCAUCGAACUAUGCGUUGGCCGAAAGGUGCCACACAAGGAACUGUCAUUAUUGGUGGAAACGGUCGUGGAUCACAGUCAAAUCAACUCAGUUAUCCCGUAGGUUUAUCAUUCGAUCGACAUGGUAAUCUCUAUGUCGUCGAGUACGAAACUCAUCGGGUACAAAAAUUUGAAAUCAAAUGAACUCUAUUCGUAUGAUUAAUUUUUUCUAUUCCGUUCUUUUUCUUUUCUGCUUUCGAAUAAAUUUUGAUUAAAUUCAAAAAUUGUACUCAAAUUUUAUUUCUAUUCUCGCGCGAUCAGGAACGACCCUGGUGGAGCCAUGGGGAGCGCGUAAUGCGAGUGUGGGUGGAUGUGGGUGUGGAGUGUGGGUGUGGAUCUGGGUGUGGAUGGGGUGUGGGUGUGGGUGUGGGCGUGGGGUGUGGGUGGGUGUGGGUGUCGGCAAGCAUCUACAGCCACAGCCACACCCCACACCCACACCCCAAGCAGACAAGAUUUUUGAAAAACGCGUUUAAACGCACAAACGGGAACCGCGAUUGUAAGCCAUUAACGCUCAUUUAAAAAAAACGCACGAAAACGCGUUUAUUGGCAUUUUUUGUAACUUUUUGGGCGUCAAAACGGCGAAAAUUUCGGUUUUUGAACGUUAAAACGCCUUGUUUUUAAAUUCUAGAAUAAUAGCGCGUUUUAACGCUCAAAAACUGAAGUUUUCGCCGUUUUGACGCCCAAAAAGUUACAAAAAACGCCAAUAAACGCAUUUUCGUGCGAUUUUUUAAUGAGUGUUAACGGCUUACAAUCGUGGUUCCCGUUUGUGCGUUUAAACGCGUUUUUCAAAAAUUUUGUCUGCUUGGGACCCACCCACACCCUGUAAGCUUUCAUUUCGAGGUUUCGUGGCUUCUCCCCGCCCCCUCAUUACAAACACUUAGCAACCACACAAAAAACUUUAUACUCUAUAUAAUACAUCUCGGAUUUCAUGAAUACUAAAAAAAACUACUU
Messenger RNA from Rotaria sp. Silwood1, 1728 nucleotides. Lineage: Eukaryota; Metazoa; Rotifera; Eurotatoria; Philodinida; Philodinidae. The record is from the annotation of a GenBank genome assembly.